AUGUCUGAUACAGACAGAAGAGAUGUGCAAGGGAAGGGAUUUUUGAACCACAUGGUUGACAAGGAGCAAAGUCCCCUAGCUGGGAGAAGCAACCGUGAUGGAAAACUGUCUCAACCCGAGAAGAAACUUCAAGAGGCUAUUUGUGUGCUGCUGGUGGAGCUUUGUGAAAGAUUCACGUUCUUUGGCAUCGUGUGCAACAUGAUCCACUUCUGCACUGUCAAGCUCGGCUAUCGCAACUACCAGGCAGCCAUUGUCAACAUGUGCUUUGUGGGCACCUCCAUGCUGACACCAGUGCUGGUGGGCUGGAUUGCCGAGUGCCUUGUGGGGAGGAUCAAGCUUGUGUGCAUCUGCAUGUUUCUACACUUCCUAGGCACAGCACUAUUACCUGUUGUGUCAUUCCCCUUUGAAGACAUUUACAUCGACAGACGACAUGUUCUUCACACGCUACCCAAAAGGGAGCAGAAAAUAGUAUUCUACUUUGCACUACUCACAGCUAGUCUGGGAAUAGGAGGCAUAAGAGCUAUAGUUUGUCCACUCAGUGCAUACAACCUUGAGGAAUGUGGACCAAAGGAACUUCUUUCAUUUUUCAACUGGUUUUAUUGGCUGGUUAACUUAAAUUCAGCAGUUGUCUUUGUCAGCAUUUCUUACAUCCAGCAGUCUGUGGCCAGGAACCUUGGUUUUCUUAUCCCAUUUGUGUCUGGGAUUAUGGCUAUCAUCACAAUUCACAUGAUGAGGGGUGAAAUGAUUUACAAACCCAAAGCAGACAGCUCCCUGCUGACGACUUUUGGGGUAAUUGGUAGUGCACUGAAAACGCGCUGUGUGCAGUAUCGCUACUUCGGCGGAGGUGUGACCAGCUGGCUGGAUCAUGCCAAGGAAAACUAUGGUGGCCAGUACAGUGAGAUUCAGGUGGAAAGCACGAAGUCACUUGCGAGACUCUUCCCAUUGUUUACUUUCCAAAUUCUGUACAGAACAUGCCUUAUGCAGAUUCCUUCAGGAUAUUAUCUCCAAACCAUGAAUUCCAACCUGCACUUCAGUGGAUUUGUCUUCCCAAUUGCAGCAAUGAAUGUGAUAAGCAUUGUGCCCCUACUAAUUCUUGUUCCUAUAUUGGAAUGCAUUAACUCCUCGUGUCUCUUUAGUUCCAAGGAUACUGGACAUUCUCCAACAAUUUACAUUGUUGUAGGUCAAUUAUCCGCUGCACUUUCUGUGAUGGUUGCUGGCUUCUCUGAAAUACACCGAAAGCAUUUCCCUCAGGUGGAGCAGACGCUUUCCGAGGAGGUUCUCCUGGUCUCCUCCAUGCCUUGCUUCCACUUAGCUCCUCAGUACAUCCUCCUUGGAGUGGCUGAAGCCUUGGUAACUCCCUCCUGUGCCUUACUUUCAUUCCGGCUUGUGCCUGAAAGAAUCAGAGGGAUUUCCAUGCAUUUUUUAGCUCUUUUUAAUGGAGUUGGCUGCUUUAUGGGAGCUUUCUUUGUUCAGACAGCCCACGCAGGCACUCAAGGCAACUGGUUUCCACACUUGCUACAUGAAGGUAAAUUGGAAAGAUUCUUCUUCUUCUUGGCUUCCUUAAUGAUGGUGAACACCCUGGGGUUCUGGACCAUUGCACACAGAUACAAAAAACUACAUCAGGAUUACACCAAUGAAUUCAGAGGAAGUCAUUCUGGAGAAAAACUUUUGAAGCAUGAAAAAGCCAUCAAGCGUUAUGAUACUGUCCUGGAAAGUUCUCCCAUUUUGCCUCCUAUGGAAGAAAACUGAUAAAAUUUCACCCUUGUUUGACUAAAUUUUGAUUGUGUUAUCCACCAACUUUCUGAUGAUAAAUUACCUAGCACACUUAAGCUGAACUACCUGUGUAUUUGUGAAUUAGUUGAUGAAUAAUAAUGUUAUUUAUAAGUUUACAAAAUAAUAUUUGUCAUGAGAUUUUUGCCUUGUAGGAGGCUGAACUGUCAUAAUUCAUGCUGAGGAGAAGGAGAGCUCACUGCUUGGCAUAGUUAAUGGA
Molecule: messenger RNA, 1990 nt
Organism: Myiozetetes cayanensis
Lineage: Eukaryota; Metazoa; Chordata; Aves; Passeriformes; Tyrannidae
Gene: SLC15A5
Product: solute carrier family 15 member 5
Exons: 9
Coding region: 1-1749 (582 amino acids)
Biological process (GO): transmembrane transport
Cellular component (GO): membrane
Molecular function (GO): transmembrane transporter activity
Source: RefSeq, a predicted model, not a curated record